GAUGUGUUCCAAUCGAUGUUCGUGUAUCUUUCAUGAAACUUUAUCCUCGAUCAGAAGUAGGAAAACGUAGCUCACUGAAUUUUUAUUUAAAAGAAUGUGGGCUCGUGGGCAAAGUUGAUAUGUCGAUACCCGCCAUGAAUAAAAUUUAUGAAACUGCGAAUGUGGAGGGGAUGCGUAAAGUAUCUGAGUAUUGUAUUAAAGACGCCUUGAGUUGUCAAGAACUUAUGGUCAAGCGUAAUAUAAUCAAUGAUUAUAGAGAAAAGGCAUCUAUUGCUCAUAUUCCUCUAUUUGAUGAUUAUGCAACUUACGGGCUUGGAUGA
This is a messenger RNA of Paraglomus brasilianum, 320 nucleotides long. The record is from the annotation of a GenBank genome assembly. NCBI's taxonomy places the organism in Eukaryota, Fungi, Glomeromycota, Glomeromycetes, Paraglomerales, Paraglomeraceae.